This is a messenger RNA of Fonsecaea erecta, 1764 nucleotides long. RefSeq lists its product as hypothetical. NCBI's taxonomy places the organism in Eukaryota, Fungi, Ascomycota, Eurotiomycetes, Chaetothyriales, Herpotrichiellaceae. Gene Ontology annotation, biological process: hydrogen peroxide catabolic process; response to hydrogen peroxide. The transcript is spliced from 4 exons. Gene Ontology annotation, molecular function: catalase activity; heme binding. The record is from RefSeq and is a predicted model, not a curated record. The coding region runs from base 1 to 1764 and encodes 587 amino acids. Gene Ontology annotation, cellular component: cytoplasm; mitochondrion; peroxisome.
AUGGCAACGCACCCGGUUCAGGCCGUCGGAAAGGCGUUUGGAAAGAUGGGUGGCGACCCGAGAGCUCUUCAACGAACCUCUCUCUUUCAAGGCGCAAAUGAAGGCCCUGCAGUUCUGGCCGCCAAAUUGACUGGGGUUAGCGAGGGAGGAAAGCGUGCUGAUGACGGCCCUUAUUUCACCAACAAUGAGGGUAUCCCAUUCCCCGAUGCGUCCCACAGCAAGACCGUUGGGGGCAUUCCCGUCGCCUCCGACACGUUUCUCUUUCAGAAGCAGCAGCACUUCAACCGAUCCAAGCUCCUUGAGAGAAUGGUACAUCCCUGCGGCAGCGGCGCUUUUGGCUACUUUGAAACCACCAAAGAUGUCUCGCAUCUGACCAAAGCUGACUUCUUGAGCGGCUCAGGCGUCCAGACACCAGUGUUCGUCCGCUUUUCAACCGUGACUCUGGGAAGAGAAUUCCCGGACUUGGCCCGCAAUCCUCGCGGCUUUGCUAUCAAGUUCUAUACUGGCGAGGGCAACUACGACAUUGUGGGCCUGAAUUUCCCGGUGUUCUUCUGUCGUGAUCCUAUUCAGGGUCCAGAUGUCAUCCGUUCUCAAGCUCGACGACCCGACAAUUUCCUGCUGGACUACAACGCCACGUUCGAUUUGCUUGCGAACACCCCUGAAGGAAACCACGCCGGCAUGAUGUUCUUCUCUGACCAUGGAACUCCUCAAGGCUGGCGCGCCAACCACGGGUACGGCUGCCAUACCUUCAAAUGGGUCAACAAGAACGGCGAGUUCGUGUACAUCAAGUACCAUUUCCUCGCCGACGGAGGACAGAAGCAGUUCACACGUCAAGAAGCGGUCAAGCUGUCUGGCGAAAACCCAGACUACAGCAAAGAAGAACUUUGGCAAGCCAUUGAAAAUGGCGAGCCAGUGUCUUACACCGCUCACGUCCAAAUCAUGAAGCCUGAAGAAGCCGACCCCCAAAAGCUGGGCUUCGACCCUUUUGACGUGACCAAGGUAUGGCCGAAGAAGCUUUUCCCGCUUCACGAGUUCGGCAAGCUCCAUCUGACCAGAAACCCUGAAAACUACCACCGUGACGUUGAGCAGGCCGCCUUCUCUCCAGGCAGCAUGGUCCCGGGCAUCGAAGACAGUCCUGAUCCACUCCUCCAAUUCCGCAUGUUCUUCUACCGCGACGCGCAAUACCACCGCAUCGGCGUCAACCUGCACCAAGUGCCCACAAACUGCCCCUUCAUGGCCGGCUCCUACGCAUCCCUGAACUUUGACGGACCCCUGCGCGUCGACGCCAACCACGCCAAAAACCCGCAGUACGCGCCCAACAGCUUUGUGGACAAGUUCCGCCCAGACACGGCCGAGGCGCCCUACAAAGUGGGCGACAACGUCGUCUCGCGCAAGUCGCACUUCUACCACGAAGGCCGCCCGCUUACCGAGUACGACCAGCCACGCGACCUGUACGAGAACGUCAUGACCGCCACGCAGCGCGAGCACCUGCACGACAACACGGCUGUCAUGCUCAGCCACGUCAGUGAACCGGUCAUCCAGGUCAAGUACCUAGCGCAGCUAUACAAGAUCAAGCCCGAGUAUGCGCGGGCUGUGUAUAACGGGCUGACGAAGAAGAAGUUCGAGUUUACCGAGGUCGAAGCAAAAGCGGAGGGGAUUGAGAAGGCGGGCCACCAUGACAGGUUUAGGCCGACGCAGGCGAACGAUAGGCUUGUCGGAUUGCCUGCGAGUGGGAUUUAUAACAAUGUGCCGGGUGGGUAUUGA